This is a messenger RNA of Salvia miltiorrhiza (redroot sage), 1642 nucleotides long. RefSeq names its product FCS-Like Zinc finger 14-like. The coding region runs from base 446 to 1093 and encodes 215 amino acids. The transcript is spliced from 2 exons. NCBI's taxonomy places the organism in Eukaryota, Viridiplantae, Streptophyta, Magnoliopsida, Lamiales, Lamiaceae. The record is from RefSeq and is a predicted model, not a curated record.
UGGUGGAAUUUGUUUGUGCACACAGACAUAUUGUGGUUGCGGAUUCAGCUUUGCCCGUGACCAAAAUAAAACUUAGAAGCUUACAAUUUAUUUAACGCUACUAAAUGUAUUUCAAACUCUUUUACUAAUAAUCCUUCUCCCCUUCUUUAUAAUUACUCCAUCUCUUUAGUUCCAAAAACAAUAAAAAGAAAAUUUUAUAUAUAUCUUCCCUCCUAUCGCUGAAACCUCAGACUAAAUUGAAGAGAGAGAAGAAGAAGAAGCAGCAGCUUCAGAUUCCCUCCUCUGGGUUUUAACCCUCCCCCCUCUUUCUCUCUCUAGAGUCACACACUCCCAAUUCACAAUCGGAUGUAGUCGCCUGCUGAUCUCCAUAAAACUCCCCAAACAAUCCAACGGAACGCAUAAACCACCGCAGUUUCUCGCAUAUCUUUCUGGUCUGUGUGCAGAAAUGGCGGAAACGAAGGGAAAAAAGAAGAGGCUAUCGAUAAACCUCUCCUUUCUCGCACUCUCCGACUCCAGAAAACGAGCCAACGCCCGCUUCCUGCCGACGCAUUUCGAGGGACCGAACGGCGUCGUGGGGCUCGGCAUUCUCGCGGCCAUGAGAGCUGAUCGCCAGCCGCAUCACGAUCUGUUUCGCAACAACGGUGCCGUUCUGGCGAUUUCUCCAAAAUCGGCGUCCAACUCCAUCCACAUAAUCAACAGUAGUCAUAAGAAGAUCAGCGCGGAGGAGUGCGAGGAGUACACUUGUGUGAUUUCUCACGUGGGGAAGAAUCUCGUGAAGAAGAAGGAGUAUUUCGAGGCUGAGAUUUUGGGGGCUAAUGAUGGGUGUGCGGGUGUUUUUACUGGAAACGGCGGCGGUUAUGCGGCGGAGAGCGGUGGUGCUGAAACCUACGCCGGUUUUCUGAAUUCCUGCGUCCUAUGCGAGAAGAAGCUCCAUGGCUUGGAUGUUUUUAUGUACAGAGGGGAUAAGGCAUUCUGUAGCACAGAGUGUCGCUGCAAGCAAAUAUCAAUGGACGAACAGAAGGAGAAGUGCCAUUCCAAGGCGAGGGCACGUAUGAAGCACUCAGUUUCGCCAUUCUCUGUCGCCGCAGCCUGAGUCCUUGAGAUGUUUGAACGUAUAUAUAGUAUAUACCGAUUGUAGAAGAAUAAAAGCUCCUUCAAGAUCGUUUGUAUGGGAGAGGGAGAGGGUGGGGUGGGGUGGGUUGGGGUUGUACUUCAAAAUUUUGGUUCGUAAACUCUAAGGACGGGAGAGUGGAGUUGAGCCAUACGACCAGAGGCCCUAAGUUGAGAUACUGUAUUGGAGAAGCCAAAGAGAAAAAAUUGAAUAAUUUAAUUAUUUACUAUCUACUUGGCCUUAUUCUUCAUCUGGAGCUAGUAGCUUCUUUGCAGGACCAAGAUCGAAUCAUUAGUUGGUUAUGAUUGAGGAUUCCGCAAAAUAAAGCCAUUAAUUUGAGGUCAACAUUUCGUAUGAAUCUUGAACAUUGGCCUCUUGGAUUAGUUAUCAGGGCCUAUAACAUAAUAAGCACAUUAUUGUUUGAGUGAGUGAGUAGCCAUUCAAAACUCUAAUUCGUUAUCCCAACUAUGUGAUAAUAUGUGUUAUCUGUUAUAGAUUUGUGGUCACAUACCAAAUAUAUUGUCUUUUAUC